Gopherus flavomarginatus (Mexican gopher tortoise) is the source of this 1676-nucleotide messenger RNA. RefSeq names its product WD repeat domain 54 (gene WDR54). Gene Ontology annotation, molecular function: protein binding. Gene Ontology annotation, biological process: cilium-dependent cell motility; cilium assembly; sperm axoneme assembly. The transcript has 9 exons. The coding region runs from base 42 to 1052 and encodes 336 amino acids. The record is from RefSeq and is a predicted model, not a curated record. NCBI's taxonomy places the organism in Eukaryota, Metazoa, Chordata, Testudines, Testudinidae.
CGAGUGCGCGUGACCCCGGCUCGGCCCCCGCCCGCCCCAGGAUGUACCGCAAGGCGCGGAGCGUCCCGCUGAAGAGCAGCAGCUCGGCGCUGUACAACAACCUGAGCGUGCUGCCCCUGCGCGACAAGCCGCUCACCUACUUCGCCGCCGUGCACGGCAGCACCGUCAGCCUGGCCAGCGCCGCGGCCGACGGGCUCAGCGUCUCCCACCGCCAGCUGCAGGCCAAGGAGGGCGGCCCGGCGGUCAGCGCCUCCAUCGUCACCCAGGCCUCCUGGUGUGUCCUGCCUUCUCGAGUUCUCCUGGUCCUGACCUCUCAAAAAGGCAUCCAGAUGUACGAGUCAGACGGCUCCAUCAUGGUUUAUUGGCAUGCCCUCGACGUCUUGGAACCACCGCCAGCCCAGGCAGUGUUUGCUCGAGGGAUCGCUGCCGCCAGUGGGCGCUUCAUCUGUGUGGGGACUUCGUCGGGACUGGUGCUGGUGUUUGAUGUCCCCAGCAAGGGAACAAACAUCACGCUGAGCGAGGUUCUGGAGGAGCAUCACGACUCCAUCACUGACAUCACCUCGGAGGUCGGUGAGAACCCGAAUGGGGCUGCUGACCUGGUGACUGCGGAUGACUCCGGGGCCCUGUGUGUCUGGAGAGCCAAGGAGGAGUUCUCCCUGCUCACCAAAAUCUCUGCCUUUGGGUGGACCUGCUCCUCGGUGAAGCUGUGGAACGGGGUCAUUGCUGCUGGCUAUGGGAAUGGGCAGAUCCGGCUGUACGAGGCCACGAGCGGGGCCCUGCGUGCCACGGUCAGCGCCCACGCUCGCUGGAUCUACGCCCUGGACCUGGCACCCCUGACAGGGAAGCUGCUGUCAGGUGCCGAGGAUUCCUAUGUUCAGAUCUGGAAACUCAGCCGGAGCCCAGACACCGGGGACAUUGAGAUCGAGCACUGCCAUUCGGAGUGCGUGACUGACACCCAGCUCUGCGGCGCCCGCUUCUGUGACCCCGAGGGAAACUCCUUCGCUGCGACCGGCUAUGACCUCAGCGAGAUCGUCCGCUAUGGCCAGGUCUAGGCUGCCCCACUGCGGGGCGGGGAGGUACCUGCAGGCACCGUGCUGCUGCAGCAUGUUCCAGCCCCCCUGCAAAUGGGCCACUGUGACUCAGGGACUCUGUGCAGACCCCUGGCUCCCGUUGCACAGGAGCUGGGGCCGCUGCAUGCAGCUGAGGAUGCCCCCCACCUGGGUGAACAGACACAGGGGAGCUGAGGUGGGGGGACAUGCACAAAGGUGUGGGGGUGGUGCUGCUUUAGCUAAAUAGAGCCCAGAUCUCUUCAAACUUCAGGGUCCCUUUGGCCAGACACCUGCCCACACCCCCUGGCUGCUCAUCUCCCCCCUCUCCUGCCUCCCAUGAUCUUUCUUCCCUGUGGGCAGGGCAGGCAGCUGACAUGUCCUGCCUGGGGCAGCUCUGUUGUGCUGAGCCCCUUGCCCAAGGCCCCUGCAGGCUGUGAUUCCCCUCUGCUCCUGUAUGGAGACCAGAGCCUGGAGAGGUGCAGAGCUGGGCCGGCCCUGAGUUGUGGGAUGGGGUAGAGUAACUGAGGAGCAAAUGAAUCCCUGCUCCUGGGGGGCCCACCCAGCUCCUUUCCACCUCUGAACACAAGCUGCAAAGAGCUCUCGCCAAAGCCCCUGUUGCUACUUGGG